AUGACGGGCUUUAGUAAUAAGGCCGUUGUCAUUGAUGGCCGCGGCCAUCUGCUUGGCCGUUUGGCUGCAGUUAUUGCAAAGGUUCUGUUGGAAGGAAACAAAGUGGUUGUUGUUCGUUGUGAACAACUUAACAUCUCUGGCAACUUUUUCAGGAACAAGUUGAAGUUUAUGUCAUUCCUGCGCAAGCGGUGCAAUGUUAACCCUGCUCGUGGACCAUUCCACUUCAGAGCCCCCUCCAAGAUUCUUUGGAAAACUGUAAGGGGCAUGAUCCCACACAAGACUGAGCGUGGAAAGGAUGCACUCAGAAGGCUGCGAGCUUAUGAUGGCUGCCCACGACCUUAUGACAAUCGCCGCCGAGUCGUAGUACCGGCAGCUCUGAGAGUUUUUUGUUUGAAACCCGGCCGUAAGUACUGUCAUGUUGGCCGCUUAUCGCAUGAAGUGGGAUGGAAGUACCGUGAUGUUGUCCGCAAGUUGGAAGACAAGAGGAAGCAGAAUACCAUUCGCAAAGUCUCCUAUGAAAGAAAAUUAAAGAAAAUCACCAAGGAUGCCAGUGAGGCGGUAGCAAAAGCGACGACGCCGUUCACAACCGUCAUCAAAUCCUACGGAUACAAUUAG
Messenger RNA from Parnassius mnemosyne (clouded apollo), 615 nucleotides. Lineage: Eukaryota; Metazoa; Arthropoda; Insecta; Lepidoptera; Papilionidae. The record is from the annotation of a GenBank genome assembly.